Molecule: messenger RNA, 726 nt
Organism: Mesorhabditis belari
Lineage: Eukaryota; Metazoa; Nematoda; Chromadorea; Rhabditida; Rhabditidae
Source: the annotation of a GenBank genome assembly
AUGACUCUCAUUCAACUUAUCCAUCUAUUCAUCCAGAUGACCUUCUCAACGGGGCAACUAUUAUUUCUGCUUUUCUUCGCGAUACAACUAAUCGCCACAAAAGAAAGUCCCGAAAAUUCAGAACACACUUCAUAUCAUCCACGGAGGAGGGUCGUAUAUCGAACCACUCCAUCACCAUUUGUUCUCAAAUGCGUUCACGGUGAAAUGAAAGAUUCGGGGAGAUGCGCAUGCGAAGAGGAAUAUGUUGGAAAGCAUUGUGAAAAGAAGAAAAAUUGUGCCACUUUUAGAAGAUAUCGGAAUGGAACUUGCCUUUCUUGUAUCAAUGGUUAUGCUGGGCCUUUCUGCGAAGAUAUUAUGUGCGAUCAUGGAGAAGUCGAUCCAACAGGACUUAAAUGUCUUUGUGAAAAGCCCUGGGUUGGUGAAUUCUGUUCAGAACUUCAAACGGAACGAGUUUUAUCCUAUUACAACAAUAAAGCUUAUAUGAUGGGCCCAUUGGGAGCAUUGAGCAUUAUUCCAAUGGGAUUAAUUCUAUAUUUCUGUGAGAAAAUGGCUGAAAAGAGACAGCUAAAACGAGUUCACGAACAAAUGGGCGAAGAUCAUGAUCGACGAGUGCUUGAAAGAUUGUUGAAGAAAGAAGAUGAUCCCGGUGUUUUUGAACAAUUAUUGAAAAAGGAAGAGAAAGAUGAGAAAGACGAAGAAAAAGAAGACUCUAUUGCCAGCAAUGUU